AUGGCACCUCCUCGCAAAGCUCUCAUCGCGGUGACAUCUGCACAUGCUCCUUUGUACCCUGAGGGCAGAGAGACCGGAAUGUUUGUGACUGAGGCGCUGCAUCCUUACAACGUGUUUGUGAAAGCCGGCUUUGAGGUCGACCUCGUCUCCGAGACUGGAUCGUACCAGGCAGACUGGCUGUCACAACAGAAGGAUUGGCUGGAAGGAGAAGAUCGAAAGACCUGGGAGGAUCCUCAGAGUCCCUUCCGGCAAAAGAUCGAUGCGCAUCUAAAGCCGUCAGACAUUGAUCCAAGCAAAUACGGCAUUUUCUUUGCAUCUGCAGGUCAUGCUUCAUUGAUCGAUUACCCCGACGCCAAGGGCUUGCAGUCUAUCGCUUCUAAGAUGUACACCGAUGGCAGUAUUAUCUCUGCAGUUUGCCAUGGAGGCGCUAUAUUCCCGGGCAUUAUCGAUCCGAAGACGGGCAAGUCGAUUAUUUCUGGCAAGAAAGUCACUGGAUUCACGACCAAAGGCGAGGAAGAAGAGGGCGUCCUCGACACGAUCCAAAGCUGGAAUAGACCUACCAUUGAAAAGACCGCUGCCGACUGCGGCGCGACUUACAUAAGUCCACCAGGGCCCUGGGACUCGUUCACUCAGACCGAUGGUCUUGUCGUCACUGGCGCGAAUCCAGCUUCCGCCCAUGCAACUGCUGAAGCUGCUGUGAAGGCAUUUGACCAGUUGUGA
Messenger RNA from Exophiala aquamarina CBS 119918, 720 nucleotides. RefSeq lists its product as uncharacterized. Gene Ontology annotation, molecular function: glyoxalase III activity. NCBI's taxonomy places the organism in Eukaryota, Fungi, Ascomycota, Eurotiomycetes, Chaetothyriales, Herpotrichiellaceae. The record is from RefSeq and is a predicted model, not a curated record. The coding region runs from base 1 to 720 and encodes 239 amino acids. The transcript has 6 exons.